Molecule: messenger RNA, 1041 nt
Organism: Botrytis fragariae
Lineage: Eukaryota; Fungi; Ascomycota; Leotiomycetes; Helotiales; Sclerotiniaceae
Exons: 1
Coding region: 1-1041 (346 amino acids)
Source: RefSeq, a predicted model, not a curated record
AUGAAAGAUCUUCGCCAAGUUCCUGAGUUCGGAAGAUCUGUCCCUUCAACAAAACCAGAUAGUUCUCGUUAUCCUAGUCAUAAUUCACAUACCAGUCAGGGCACGGAAGAAACGCGCGCACUACCUUCCUUCCCAUCUCAUCAGCCACACAGAAGCAACUUUUCAAGCAUUUCUUCUAGCAAUAACUUUACCGAGAACAAAGAUCAUCCACGGAAGCGUCUUUCGAGAGCAAAAGCCAAGAUCAAAGAACUUGGGAAUUUUGGUCCAAAUCUGGUUGCUCUUGAGAGAAGGACACAAAAGCUCUUCAUGGAUCAGGCCAAUCUUAAUUUCAAUCUCUUGAGCCGUCUCAAAAUGCCACUGACAUCGUCGUCUCCACAGGGAUGCCCGUCAAGACUGGGACCUCUUCAACAUCCGCACACAAAUCUCCAAAAUCCAUCUAAUUCUGGCCAAUCGCUUGUUACUCACACUAUCCAGGUCAACUCUGAGAAUGUGGAAAUGAAUGAUGCGCCAGAUAUUCCAAAAUCAAUCAUGGUCCCGGUAGAAUCCGAACGUCAAAACAGAGGUGAGGUGCGAACUCCCCGUCCAAUUAUUAGGCCCUCCCAAGCCGCAGAACCGGUUCAAAUCACUUCAAAUUCAAGUCAAUUGAUGACUCCAAGUAGGAUAUUGGAAAGCCCACGGCAUACCGCUCUCCAAACCACCACAACCAACAUCCGUGAUCAAAUUGAGCUUGAGAUUUCCCACUUAAUGCUAACAAAGCAUAACGAACUACGACUCAUCGAAACAGAACUAGCCAAAGCACAAAUAAUGCUUGAACAGCUUCGACGUGUGCAUUUGAGGCCAUUCAACCUUGUCAAGAAUGAGGAGGGUCAGGUUUAUGCAGUCAGGGUUGUAGUGAGGUCAUUUAGUGGGGAGGAGAGAAGGCAAAGAGCAACUACAAAAAGACAAAGGGAAGAUGAGAGGGCUGCCGAAGAACUGAAGAUAGAAGAAAUGAAGAAAGGGGGAAGUGGUAUGGGUUUGAGGAAUAGAUAUGUGAAGAGGUGA